AUGACAGAUUUGAUCAGGCCUAUUGAAAAUGAUCAAGCAGACUUAAGAUCCAAAGAGCUGAAUUUAAGAGGUCUAAACGGUGAUGCAUUUCACGAUACCAAACCAAGUGAGUCGAACUGGGAAGGCUGGAGUCACGAUUCAAAAUUCUCUACAAAAGGAAGGAAACCCCCAAGUCUGAACCUCAAAAUAUCUAACAGUAUGAAGAAGAAAGGAAUAACCUCCUAUCCAUCAGACCUAUCAGAACCAGAUUACCUUAAAAACGUAGCUACAUUCAAGUUAACUCCUAGUGGAUCCGAAGAGAGUUCAAAUACUGAUAGGCAGAGCAGCUUUGAUGAUUCAGAAAAUAAAGUACGAUAUCGCCCUAAGAAUGGAAGAAAUUGUGUCUGUAAAGGAAGAUACAAACCAGCGUCAACGGAUAGCAGCAUCUCGGAAGAAACUGAUGGGAGUCUAACAAAGUCACAAAAAGCCGAUAUUCUUUGUGAACAAUUAAGAUUGGAACUUAUGGAGAACUUUAACGAUCAAAUCAAGAAGACCGUGGAGCAUGCUGUGGAUAGAAUCUUGGAACGAGCAGAAAUUGGGCCCUCGGUUGUUGAACGGAAUUUGAUCAAGGCUAAGUAA
This is a messenger RNA of Rodentolepis nana, 618 nucleotides long. The record is from the annotation of a GenBank genome assembly. NCBI's taxonomy places the organism in Eukaryota, Metazoa, Platyhelminthes, Cestoda, Cyclophyllidea, Hymenolepididae.